This is a messenger RNA of Cygnus olor (mute swan), 5388 nucleotides long. It is a transcript of the gene RAB23, whose product is annotated as RAB23, member RAS oncogene family. The coding region runs from base 249 to 962 and encodes 237 amino acids. NCBI's taxonomy places the organism in Eukaryota, Metazoa, Chordata, Aves, Anseriformes, Anatidae. Gene Ontology annotation, molecular function: GTP binding; GTPase activity. The transcript has 8 exons. The record is from RefSeq and is a predicted model, not a curated record.
CCAACGAGCGGCUUCCUCCCUCCUUCCAUCCUUCCCUCCCUACUCCAUCCCUCCUUCCUUCCCUCCCUCCCUCGCCGUCUCUGAGGCGGAGCCGCCGCCGUGCCCUCCGAGGGAGCGCCGCCCGCGGGGGUAAGUGGCAAAUUGAAGUGCUGACUGAUGAAAUAACUUGCCCGAGGUCACCUAAGCAGUGUGUGGAAGAGCUGGAAAAUUGGUCGUGAAUAAGCUAGAGAGUCACCUGAGCUGCAGAGAUGCUGGAAGAAGAUAUGGAGGUGGCCAUCAAGGUGGUAGUAGUAGGAAAUGGAGCUGUUGGGAAGUCCAGUAUGAUUCAGCGAUAUUGCAAGGGGAUUUUUACAAAAGACUACAAGAAAACUAUUGGUGUAGAUUUCCUGGAAAGACAAAUCCAAGUUAAUGAUGAAGACGUCAGGCUAAUGUUAUGGGACACUGCAGGUCAAGAAGAAUUUGAUGCCAUAACUAAGGCCUACUACAGAGGAGCCCAGGCUUGUGUUCUUGUGUUUUCUACAACUGACAGAGAGUCCUUCAAAGCAAUCCCUACCUGGAAGGAAAAAGUGGUGACUGAAGUUGGAGACAUUCCCACAGUUCUGGUGCAGAAUAAGAUUGAUCUUCUUGAUGACUCUUGUAUAAAGAAUGAAGAGGCAGAAGCACUGGCAAAAAAGCUAAAACUACGGUUCUACCGAGCAUCGGUGAAGGAAGACCUAAACGUAAGUGAAGUUUUCAAGUAUUUGGCUGAUAAAUACCUUCAAAGGCUCAAGCAACAAACAGCUGAAGAACCAGAGCUAGUACAUACAAGCAGUAACAAGAUUGGUGUUUUUAACACAGCUGCUGGAAGUCACCCCAACCAAAAUUCUAGCACUCUCAACGGGGGAGAUGUCAUCAACCUUAAACCAAAUAAACAGAGGACCAAGAAGAGCAGAAGCCUUUUCAGCAACUGCAGCAUACCUUAGACCACUUCUGGAGGAAAAAAGAGUAACAGUGAAUUGGAUGAAGUUGCGCAGUUGAAUACAGAAUAAAAAGCCAGCUUUAGAGGUAUUUUACCAGUGCUUUAGCGAAUCUUGUGCCUAUGGGAUCCUUGAUAGAUGAUGGGUUUGUCUAAAAUUGCUGAUGCAGUGGGUUUUGGUAUGUAGGGUGAGACACCUGGUGGCAAAACACAGAACCAUGUCUGUCCCUGUGCACUCUUUUAAAAAAAAAUAAGCAUCUUUUUGAAUGAAUUAUUUACAGAGCUCUGAACUAGGUUUUGCUGAAUUGUGAAGUACAUUUAAUGUAGGGAUAAUACUUACAAGUAUAGGUACAGACCAUAACCUUAUGGCCCAAGGUACAGUAGCAACCUCGCAACUCAAUUUCAAAGGAAAUGUUAGACUUGAUUAGCCAGGACACUAAGAAAUUAAAUGAAGAGCAGAAUGAAGAUGUGACGUUUUAUGCCUGACUGUACUAACAUGGAUUCUGGCAGUUCUGUCGGUGCAAUAUACUUGUGUUCUAUAUAUGGUUGUUACGGUAUAUAUGUAAACAUUUGGUAUGAAUAUUUAGGCUAAAUUCCAGUGUAUACAUUACUUGGAGAUCAGCUAAUGAUUAUAAAAUAGCAUCUUCAGAAAAGGUUUUCCUUUAAAAACGUUAACAUUUCUGAUGAGGCUUUGCCAGCUGCUGCUGUUUAUGUUUAACUUGCUAUACUUGGGCCUAAAAGCUUAGAUUUAAAAAUGGAUGGUGCCAAAAACGUUCCUCUUUUACCUAAUGCUGUGCUACAGAUGUUUUUGUAAGUUUGUUUUUCCUCAGUCUUAACAGGUCGAACAAGUAAGUCUUUAACACUAAUAGAUAUCCAGAUGGAACACAUAACGUAAUCAUAUUCCUGUCCAAGUUUGAUUGCUGUGUCCUGUGUUAUCUAUGAAAAAGGAACUUGCAAAAUGGCGUCACAAAAUAUUUAUCUUCUUUGGAGAAAUUUUUCGUAGGUACUAUAAACUAGGUUAUGGAGGAUCCAAAAACCACAGCUAAUAACUGAAUUACAUUAAUGAGGCAUUCCUUAAUGUUGUCACCGACUCAAAAUUAGCUGACAGUUACCGAAAAUCUAAUUCUGCAAGAUCAGAGACAUGGCAAAAAAAAUCAAGUACAUAAAUAAUUUUACAGAACUGAUUUAAACAUUUAGGAGCCCAAAUCUAAAUUAAAGGUAUUUGGGUUUGGGCUCCUAAAUCACUAAGGUGCUUUUAAAACUGCUAAGCAAGAUAUCUAAUUUACCAAAAAUAAACACUUUUUAAUCCUCUUCAAGAGCAUGCAUGCCUUUUAAAAAUAUCCAUUUUGUUUACAUGUUUUUGUAUGGUAUGAUAUAAUUUUAACUUUCUAGGAUUUCUACAACAAACCUGCCAGUGACAAAUGCAAAAUAUGCUGCUUGAAGAAAAUGUAGAAUUUUAAUAGUUUUUUAAACAGUGUAUGAGAGUGAAAGCGACUCGCCUGAUCCUGUAUAUUUUUGGAGGAAGGACUUUUCACUGUGUGAAUUCCUAUAGGAAGCCUGACUUAUUUUGUUUCUAAGUCAAUGAGUAUGGAAACUGAAAUGUCCUCUUGUCCCGCUGUCUGCAGGGAGAGAAGUGGGUGGCAAGUUAUGCACAAGCAGUGUAGAUCUCUGAACUCUGCGUUUGAUGUUUACUGUGUUAGACUUUCUACUGAGUACCGUUGUUUCUUUGACAAGCUGGCACAGCAUCGCCUGGUGGUGGCAAGAAGCCGCUCGGGCCCCUUUGCUGUUGCAGCAAAACUGUGUCCUUCGCUGUCAUGUUUCCUGUAUUCUCUCUUGGAUAGAUGCCUUUAUUUUUUAACAAGUGCAUUUAAUCACGUAUGUAUGUAUGUAUGUAUAAACAGAGUCGAGUCCCACCUGUCUUAACGAUUUAAGAAGUAAGGUACUUAGGAUUUGGUAACAGAGACCUAUGAUUGUACGCAAUGGGGCCAUCUUACAGCGUCAGGAUGUAGGAUAGAGGGUACGCGUGAAGAAUUUCGACAACUGUUUUUAACAUGGAAACUUUUACAUUUCAUUGUCUGUCUGCCAGUUUAACAUUUUUUUAUUAUUUUUUCUUGAAAAAGCCCGCAAAGUGUCUGAAACAUCCUUCUUGCCUUGUUCAACUUUGUACAGAGUACUGAAAAAUCUUUCUGAUGUGUAACGACCAUUUGUACUGUUACGUAUUUUACAGCAGACAUUGUGUUAUUACAGAAGCCAUUUGCGUUUGAGGUCUUGUCACUAUAAACCACUAUGUUAAGGACUGAAAACUCAAUAGAAAUUUUCAUAGGUGGAGACUUGACAGACCUGCUAAAUUUAGGAUACAUUGAAAUGUCGUAUGUAUGUGCUUUAAUCUAGGAACAUAUAUUUGCAGGACCAGGCAACAGCGAGUUUUAAUUUAAUUCCCAUCUUAAAUCUAAAGUGGCUCUUUCUUUGUUGUGACUUUGCAGUGCUUAAUCUCCAGUACGACCAAGAUGGAGACUGUCCAAAUUAGCAUUUUUCUGGGGAGCACUCUGCAUGUGCUCUGCUUGAAAAUGUAAACUAAAAUCAGGGGGAUAAAAAUUACAGAUGUGAACCAGACGAGUUGCAUACUGCAGGAAUCCUUAGGUAUUCAUAUCACUGCUCUGCAGGAGUAACUCCUGACUUUUGGAUGAAGAGAGGUGCCUGCACUUCCAGCGCUCACAUUGUCCUUUCUAUUUUUUUACUAUUAUAAACAUCGCCCCCAUUCUUCACUCCAUGUUCUCACUAAAAUACCACAUUGCAGUCACCCUUCUCGUGCUCCUGCUGACUGCGUGGUGGCAGAGGGUGCAGUUCUGCACCUACCGCAGUUUCCUUCCGUGAGACUGAGCGAGCUGCGCUCCUCUGACAUCUGCUGUCUCUUGAGUAGCUCAUUGGAUACACGAUUUAAAUUUUGCCAGAAUUCUUUGCUUUCAGCUGAUAAAGCUGAUAAAGUUAGUAGAAAACUUCAGUAACUUAAUGCCUUAGUGAAGUAAGCAUUCACUCAAGAGUACAGCUCUCAAGCAUCUGUUGCUCCCGUGUCGUAUCCAUUCAGUGAAUGGGUGUUCUCCCAGCACGUGGGGCAUCGUUUGGUGCGGAGCAGUAGUGCUAGGGAUGUAUUUCCAACUGGAAAUAACAGACCUCAAGGUUGUAAGACUGGUCACGCUAAGAUUUUUGUGCUUGUGUCUGUGGUUAAUUAAAAAAAAAACAGGGCAUUCCACGUAAGACGUUUUUGGAGCUUUCUUAUUUUCAGUGUUUCUUAAGGCAACGCUUACCUUUUUUGGUCAAAAUGCACGAAUUACCAUACUGUCAGUCUCAUUUCCUGAUUAAUUUUUUUAUACUUCAGUAAAAAUUGUCUUUUUUUUCAUUGUUGGGCUAUAACACAUCUGAUGUAGUUUUUCUUUGCAUCACUUCUGUAGCUGUACGUUGUACUGGAGGGAAUUGAGUAGCUCGACAUGCACUGCUUUGAGGUUAUGCCUGGGUAUACACGCACAUACCUGGUGAACGUGCACUUUGAUGCUGUUAAUUCAUUAGUCAAGUGUAUAGCUACCAGUUAACAGACUAAUGCAAUUAAUUAUUUGCACUGCUGGACCCUCUUGGGAGAACUCAGUCACACACCAAACUGACAAACAUGCUUUGGAUUCCAGCGGCGGUACCUAAGCCGCUCCUGUUUUUCUAAAUCUAAUCAUAAACCUCUGGCUAAAGUUGUAGUUCCUGAGCACGAGGUGUCCAUCAAACAGAGCAACCACGGCCCAAGAGGCUUGAUUUCAUCAAAACCACCGCACUGUACUUCUGUAGAAAGUAACAGUUGUGCAAAUCUUUCUUUUUUCAUGCUCAAGUGGCAUUUAACAGAAGAAAAUACUUUUCACUUAAAUAUGGCAUCCUAAAAGGUAAUCAAAGUCAUAAAAGAAAAAAAUGCAGGAAUUAUUAAAUUUAAGAUGGAAGGUGCUAUGGUAAACUAAGAGAAACUUUGAAGCAGUUCCAUGUCAAAGAGGGGUUCUGGACGAGUCACCUCAAAGCCAGGUGAGUCCUAGUGCUGCACGAGCCUCAUCCUCAGGUUUGCAGCCGAAGGGGAAUGCUGAUAACUAACUCGUGGAGCGAGUGUUCUUGUUUCCUCUUCCUGACGCAGAUGUGGUUCAGCAGAACCAACUAAAGUUGCUCAAAAAAAUAAAAAUAGGACCAGGAGAAAAACCGUUGUCAUUGCAAAGCUAAAGAUGUGUUGUUACUAAGAAGUGACUUACUCUUAUUGGCAAGUUCCCGUGACUCUAAAUGGUUAAAAUAUUAUAUAUAUACACAUAACUGUUUUUAUCACCUUCAUGAACUCAAGUAAAUGUAUUAUAUUUUUAGAAAAAGUCAAUAUAACUUACAGUAAAUCCUCAAGUGGACAAAUAAACGUUUAAAAA